AUGGAUUAUAUACCUCGCCGCGUCGACACAUCUCGACACUUCAGGUGGCAUAAACAUACACUACCAGCAAGACACGCAGUAAACCACCUCCAACACUCCCACCCAACCAACCGAAACACCCCUCAAGACCUCCAACAAAACACCCGACCUCGACAACACCAGCAUGUCGUCCGACUCCUUCCAAGCUCCGCUGAGCUCUUCAACAUCACCGGCAUUUCGCUCGAGAAUUUCGACACCACCGUCACGGCUGCCGACUUGGCUUUCCUCGCUGAGAUCGACGCCGCCGCAGUUGAGUACGCCCAGGGCAAAUUCGUCCUUCCCGGACGCACAGGCCUGGCCAACCUCGACGAACUCAUCGCAGGCUUUGUCCGCAAUGGUCCAGACUCAGAGGAAGGGCGCAAGGUGUGUAACUUUCUCGGGUUGGAGUACUUGAUCGAUCCCCCCCCAAAGCCUGCAGGCCUGGAGAAGCUGAUCAAGGGGACCUGCACGCUCCAAGGCCAGGACUGGAAGAGGUUUACGCUUUACACCGAUCCGAAUGAGCCAGGACCAGACAGCGGAACCAACCGGCCCACCAUCACCCGGCGCCACGAUACGGUCAUCAAGUUCUUCGUCCUGGUAUGCGAGCGGUGGUACAACAUGGCCGCCAGGGCGACUCAAGCCGGAUACCAGCUCGACCACGCGGUGAUGGAGGCCAACUGGCUGCCAAUCAUGGCCGACCUGGUAGCGUAUGGCGAGAUCGCGGACGGGAGCGAGCUAGAUAUGGUCUAUUCCGAGUCCGAGAGGCCGGGGGUGACGGCAUUGUUCGCGGGAAUGGUGGAUGAGGGCCGUACGAACGUUGAGUCGAAGGGGGUGAACGACGAGGGCGCCAUCGAGGACAAGAUUGCGGCGCGGCGCUUGGAGGCGAUGGACUUGGACUAG
This is a messenger RNA of Saxophila tyrrhenica, 918 nucleotides long. RefSeq lists its product as uncharacterized. The record is from RefSeq and is a predicted model, not a curated record. NCBI's taxonomy places the organism in Eukaryota, Fungi, Ascomycota, Dothideomycetes, Mycosphaerellales, Extremaceae. Bases 1 to 918 code for a protein of 305 amino acids. The transcript has 2 exons.